Molecule: messenger RNA, 2385 nt
Organism: Penicillium canariense
Lineage: Eukaryota; Fungi; Ascomycota; Eurotiomycetes; Eurotiales; Aspergillaceae
Gene: abaA
Product: transcription factor AbaA
Exons: 3
Coding region: 1-2385 (794 amino acids)
Biological process (GO): regulation of transcription by RNA polymerase II
Cellular component (GO): transcription regulator complex
Molecular function (GO): RNA polymerase II cis-regulatory region sequence-specific DNA binding; DNA-binding transcription factor activity, RNA polymerase II-specific
Source: RefSeq, a predicted model, not a curated record
AUGGCUGCUGACUGGCAACCCGAGUGCCUCGUGCCUCAGAACCAGCCUUCGUUGGAGGCUGUGGGAGCUCAUUCGGAUCGAGCUCUUCAAAACACCUCCGGGAACGUCCAGUCAUACUCGGAUAGUCUCGCACAACAUGAUGUCGCUGGACGAGAGGAACACCUCCAGCAGCUAGCAUUCAAGUAUCCUCAGCACCCUGUUGCCCCUCACCCAGUAUCAGCUCCCAACCUCCACCACCAGGCUGUGGCGGCUCGGCUUCAUGCGAGAAAGCUACGUCGGCUCCACUCCGUUGGGCCCAAUGUAGCGCCCCGCCGAGGACGAAGCUACCUCAAGUCCCAGAAGUACUUGGAAUAUCGGGCCCGUCCUCGACGAGACACCGGCAAGGAUGGGGAGCCGGUCUGGUCCGAUGAGUUGGAAGAUGCGUUCCAGCAAGCCCUCGAAGCAAACCCUCCUAUGGGCCGGAGGAAGUGGUCUGAGCGAGGAAAGUCCUACGGGCGGAACGAGCUGAUUGCCGAGUAUAUCUACAAAUUGACCGGCAAGCGACGGACCAGAAAGCAAGUCUCGAGUCACCUCCAGGUGCUUGACUCAUUCCUGAAGGGUGACCCCGAUUGGGAGCGACUCGUUCGGGAACAGUCCGUCGACCGAUCCAGUGGACAUGCUUCAGCAUCCGGGCCCAAGUGGAGGUCGUCUAUGGAUCACCAUGCGACAUCUAGCCAUUAUGGCGGUCAUGGGCAUCCUCAAUAUCAUGAUCUCAUGAGGGCAGGGCAGCCUUACGGAGAAAACCUGCCACCGCCUCACUAUACCCUGGGCUCCAGCAUGCAGGAUGCCGGAACCAAGAACAUCCAUGGCUUUAGUUUUGAUAUGUGGGUGAGCGCGCCUCAGCAGGCGAACCGCAUCGACAAAGCCCUUCACGCAUAUACUCGGCUUCAGGGAGAUCUCCACCACCCUAUUGCCGCUCCCAUGCCUCUAGAGAAUGUUAGCGGAUGGCGUUCAUCAUUUCCCCAUGUGUCUUCGUUGAUUGAUGACCUCAAUGCCCCCCUUGACUGUGACAUUAUCAUGCUGGAAGUGAACCUCCAGCUCAUGACCGACUUCCCUCCUUCGGGUUCCCGGCUCGGAAUACAGCUUGAUCUAGACUUCGGUCAUCCCACUGCCGGCGAUGUGCUCAUGGUGAGCCAGAUGGAAAACUGGACCUGCAGCACUCGGUUAUACGAAGAUGGACGGGAGCUAUGGGAGACUUACCAUGACCUUCCUAAGCCUCAAUCAACCAAGGUCAAGCCACUUUUCGAAUCAUCUUGGUGGGCCAGACUCUUCACGGAGUUGACACAGGAUAAGCGCAUUGCCGAAGACUCCGGGCAGCCCGAAAGCAUUCACGCCACUGAUGAACGUACGCGCCGUUUCUUCCGUUCUCUGUCUGCAGUGCAGGAGAUCCGCGCUGUUCCCCCCAGCUCUCGCCGCCUCUCGAACCAAUUUCAGGGGCAUCAUGAGGAAAGCGAGCGCAUGGCCAUUUUGGUCUGGAAGUUCCGCCAGACCCGGCCUGGCGAGGUUGGAACAACCACUUGGCGACGACUGGUCCCUCCCCCAGAUCGUACUUCGACCAACAGCCCACGUCCCAGCUCUGGGGUUGAUCUCCCCCCGCUGUCCCUGGACUCCAUUCUUCUCAACAAACCCCCCCAGGGCGUCUACCAAACGCCGCAGCCGCAAGACCUCCUCCACCACCAAAGCCAAUCCCAAUCGCAAUGGCCGAUGUACCCUUCGUCCCACGACAACGUGGCUAAUAUUUUCAACUCCUCCGGUCACCUUGAUUUUUUGACCGCGAUCACUAAACCCGAGGACGGCAUGGGUGAGAAGACAGCCGUUACCUCGGUGCUGGACUCUUUUUCCGCCAGCUUGGCUCCAGAGACAUCUCAGCCCACCAGGCUGAACGUCUCCAGCGGCGGGCCUGUGAUGAUGAACAUGCACGACCUGCCCCUUUCCCACCAAAGCCUGGGCUACACCAUGGGCCACGACGCUAGUCAAUACGUGCCCUCACAGCAACACGGUGUCAAUCUGCACGACAGCAACAGUGUCCUGAGUGGCUUCUUUCCCGGAAAUGCUCAGUCCCUUGACGAUCUAGGCAACGGGCAGGCCUCGUGGGGUGCCCACUCUAAUUCCAUCACCGGCGAUGUUAGCGCCGGCGGCUACCACCACAUCCCUUUCCAGACGGAGCACCAGGCGUCCGCGUCGCGUGAAUCGCAACAGCCGCACCACUUCGACGGUCUCAUGCCUCCGGAUGAUCUGAUGGACAAGAUCGUCGGACGUAUGUCCAACAGUUCCAACAUGCAUGGGGCGGGCCCUGAGCAUGCGAAUGCCGCAUAUGCGGAGAAUGGAACCGUGGAUGCGGUUUAA